GAAUUUCUCGCAACCAUGAUGGUGAAUGGCGAAUCGUUGCCUCAACAAUGCCCUGUUAUGGGUGCGUUUGAGGAGACUGGGUGGCAUGCGCAAUGUCCAGUGUCGAAUCAGUGGUACAGAAAACCAGUUAAAAGUUUUUGCGGCUUUGACACAUACAGUGGGAACAGUGAACUUUCAACGCAUUGCUACGCCAAAAGCUACAAUGACUGUGAUGAUGGUUCUGGGAGUCAGCAGUAUUAUAGGCAACCAGUUGAUACAAUUCAUCAGAAUUACUAUCCACAAAGGCCCGUUCAGACCUCGCAGUUUUUACAAGCCUCGUUGCCCUGUUACCAGAGACAGGAGUGGGAUUAUAAUAGCAUGUGUUUUAAUGUUGAUGGUGCGCCUUGUCAGUACACAAAUGUCGUGGAUUUGGAAGAUUUUAUGAACAAUGAAAAGAGGAAGGAGAAAUCUCGUGUGGCGGCGCGUUGUCGGCGAACCAAAGAGAUGCAGAUAUUCGCCGAGAUGACAGCUGCUCUACCAGCCAAAAAGGAAAUGGUGGAACAGCUUGACAAGUCCUCGGUGAUGCGUCUUGCCAUAUCGUACCUGCGUGUACGCGAUAUUGUGUCUUUAUUACCUGCCGAUACAGAGCCACCUAAACUGAAAAGUCCUAAAGGUCUGGAGGAGAUACAAUCUGAGCUGUCCUAUAUGAAAGCGUUGGACGGCUUCGUGCUAGUUCUGUCACAGCAGGGCGACAUCAUUUACUGCAGUGAUAAUAUCACGGAGCACCUUGGAGUCUCACAGAUGGAAAUAAUGGGCCAAAGCGUGUUCGAGUUCAGCCACCCGUGCGACCAUGAGGAGAUACGUGAAGCGCUGCGCUCCAACGGCGCAGGGAGGCGAGACCUGCUGCUGCGUCUCAAGUGUACCCUGACCAGCAAAGGACGGAAUGUGCACAUCAAGUCGGCCUCAUAUAAGGUCAUCCAUAUGACGGGACACAUGUUGACUCCAGACAAGGAAAGCAACAAUAACGAUGAAGAAGGCAAGAAAGACUUGAAGAAGCCAACAAACGGUGCCCUGAUCGCAGUGGGGCGCCCGAUACCGCACCCUUCCAACAUCGAGGUGCCGCUGGACACAAAGACAUUCCUCACCAAGCAUAGUCUCGAUAUGAAGUUUACUUACACUGAUGAAGGUUUAUUGAACGCCCUCGGCUUCGAAUCAGAUGAAUUGGUCGGUUGUUCUCUGUACGACUACCAUCACGCAGCUGAUAGUGCAUCAUUGGUGCAACAAUUCAAGUCUUUGUUCUCGAAGGGACAAUGCGAAACCGGACAAUAUCGUUUCCUCGGCAAGAGCGGCGGCUACGCCUGGAUCCAGACACAAGCAACCGUCAUUACCGACAAGCAGCAGAAGCCGAGCUUCGUUGUUUGUGUAAACUACGUCAUAAGCGGUAUCGAGUGCAAAGAUGAAGUUUUUGCUGCACAUCAAGUGCAGCACGCAGACUUGAAGCCAGCUGUGGCGGCCUUGCCUGCAACUGCAGUUCCAAUUUGCGAUAACCCUGCACCAGCUAACGGUGCCAUUGUGGGAGUUAUUUUACCAGAAGAAGAACGACCAAUUCCUGUCACAGAACUUAUAUUUGCACCAAGGGAGAAGGAAAUGAACAAAGGCUUUCUCAUGUUCUCCCAAAAUAAGGGAAUUACAAGUGAGUGGAUGUUGAACCGCGACAGCUUAGUGCUCAAAGACGAGCCGGAGGAUCUGACCCAUUUGGCCCCAACGGCUGGAGAUGCCCACAUACUGUUGGAGAAUAGUCCGUUCGAUAUGUUUGAUGAUUUUAUACUCAAUGACAACUACUGCAGUUUACUUGGCGAUGAUCUCGCAAAUGGAUCUCCCGUAGAUUCUUUAAUUGGCGACUCCUUACUAUCAUCGCCUGAGCGCCAGGAAAAUGAAUCAACUGGUGAACAGUCUUCUCUUUUAACGGAAUUGUCAUUAGAUGCAUUCGAUAGUGCUCGAUCGGAUACUGACAUCGACGACGGAAAUUCCCCAUUUAUUCCAACCACCGAUGAAUUGCCAGUUUUGGAGCCGGCAGUUAUGUGGGGAGCAUUGCCAGACAGUGUUAGACAAGCGCGACCGCAACCCUCGGAGAUACAAAGCUCAUCACCAGCGCUGCAACGCCUUUUAGUAGCACCCCCCACCGGUCCUCCACCCCAAGAUAUCAUUACAAACAUUUACUCAGAACAAGGACUGAUUCCGAGCAGGAAUAUAUCUUCUUGGGACACGGGCGUAAAGAGAAUAAUGAAGCAAGAAGAGGAGCCAACGGCGAAACGCAUAAAGCGGAGCCCGACACCGACGCCGACGCAAACGUCGACUUCCUCGAGUGUUCUCAUGAACCUUCUGGAUAUACAGCAGUUGACAUCACAGCAGGCUGCUGGGAAAACCCUGCAGCAUCAAGUAUUGCAGAACACACAAAAUGCAGCUCGUCGCCUCCCGAUGUGCAAAAGUAUGCCGAUUCCUGUCAUUAACAUCGUUGAGGCUGCUCUAAAUAAACAGAACGCACGUGCCAACACGGCAUCCGGAGCUCAAAUGAUACGCUGGCCAAGUAAUUCCAUGUCUCCGCUGAGCUUAAAUAUCAGCAGCCCAAUGUGGUAUUCACUCCCAACCAGCCCCAAUUACAGUUCAUCGCUUAGCCCUGCACAGAAGAACCGUGUUCAAAGUCCUUAUGCAACACCGCAAUCCCUAUCACCUGCUAGUACCUACAGCCAAUACAGCCCAUCAAACAAACUAUCCCCAAACCCAGCCCUUCAAGGGUACGAUCCCUAUUUGUGUAACAAAAUGCAGCCAAGCCCAACCUUUUCCAUCCAUUCUAACGAAAUGCUUCUAGAUUCUAACAUGCCGUUGUCCACAUCUGAUUUGUGGCCCGAAUCCGAAAUGAUUCAGAAUACGAGCGACCUGUUAACCGCAUUUGACGAUGUCAAACUAGUCUAAGUGUGUUCGAGUGAUUUGUUUUUUUCACUGAAUGACGUAAUUACAAUAUUGAAUGCGAAUUAAAUUAAAGUAAGGAACGCAAUAAAUUUUCCUUACAAUGAAAACAUAUUUGAAUACAUUGCAUAUUUCAGUAAAUAAUUUACAGACAUUCCGUUCCACAGUAAAAUGUUUUGUUCUUACAGGAAUGCGGGGUCAUUGUAAAAGUCUACAAUAUCUGUUAAGUCAGUCUAAUUAUUUUAGAAUUUGUGAAAUGAUUACUUUCCGGUAAAAUAUGUAAUAAAUUAUAAACUUGCGGUCUUGUUUUUAUUUUCAUUCAGAUGAAAUAUUUCAUCACCAUUAGAGGGAUGUUUGACGUAAUUUUUUUGCUAAAUUGCAAUAAAAAUUGAAUAUAGGCAAUAAUUUAUCAAGUAGAUAAAUUUAUUUUUAUUUAAGAGUUGAGACCCAUCAUGUUAUAUAAAGUUUUUUAAUCAUCAUAAAAAAACUUUAAUAAAAUUGUAUGAUCAAAGUUAUAUAGAUACUCAGUUAGAAGUUAAGAAUCGUAGUUGAAUAAUUUGCAUACCUACAUGGGUGUUCGCACUACCAUAGUAUUUAUAUAUGUAAUAAAUAUACACUAUGUUAAAAAAAACCCUGUACGAUAAUUGUCACGGAUAUGAAGUUGAAUGCGGAGUCACCAGUAAAAAUAAAAUAAUCGAAACCCCUUAGAUUAAGAAAGAACAUUUCAUAAAUGUUUUAAAAAAUUUGAGAGCAAUGGCCUAUAGCUAGCAUCAGAUGCGCGGCGUGGCGGCUCAAACGAAUAGGGCGAUGUUUAUUAUUAAUACAAAACUUUCGAUUUUGCCGCCACGCGCGCCCUUCGCAUGAAUGAAUGGAAUGGGUGUGUGGGCGGGGAAAAAUUAAACUUUUAUAAUUGGGUACAUUUAUAAUAUUGUUUCUUUUACUUUUUUUAUGUGCGUAUUUCCUGAAACUUAAUAUUUAUCUGUUCUCACUACUUGGUACCAAUAUACGCCUCAUGAUAUAGUACAGGUUUUUUUUAACAACCUGUAUAAUUUAUUAUAAGUAAUUUUUUGGUGGAUAUUGUAACAUCUAUAGCAACCGCCACAACCAAAGCGAAAAUAAAAAUCAGAAAUUAUUCUCACAGUAAAUGCGUAUGUGCGAAAGAGUGCGAGAUAUCGGCAAUACUGCUCUACAGUAUACAUAAAACAAGUUUUGGUGAUUACUAUUUGUACUAUACUAAUAUAUAAUAUCAAGAUCAUAUGUUUAUAUUAAAACAUAUAUAGAUUUGCAUUGCAACCUGCACAUUUAAAUUUUAGGUAGUUUAAAAUAAUUAGUUUAAGUUUGAAUAUAAUUAUUUUCAUAUUUAUAUUAUAAGGUGCUGUUGUGUAAUAUAAUUUAAAAUUUAUUAUCAUUGUACUAAAACUGACUUAAAUUCUUCCGUACUCGAUGGAUAAACUAGAUUUUUUAAACGUUAUUGUUUUUAAUAUGAAUAAUUGUUUGAUUAGUGUUUAGAAGUACAUAUUCUAUACACUCGAAUAUAUUGCAACAAUAAUAUUAUGUAGAACUUGUAUCAGUAACAUUAUAAUAUAUAUUAAGAGUAAUUUUUUGUUAUCAAUUUCCAUAUCAUUUAAGUACAAGUACACAUUAAACUGAACAUUAUUGAAUGCUAUUGUUAAAAUUAAUUUAUAAUCUCGAUAGUUUUAAAUAUCAUUCAAAUGUUAUGGGUUGUAUGUUAAGUAAAUAAAUUAACUUUUAAAUUCAAUUUCUAAAGGUAUUUAAUUAUGUUAGUUUGGUUUGGGAAAUUCGGAAUGUAGACUAGAAUGGAAACCUAGGUUCUGUUUGGUUACUUUUAAUUCCGAUAUCAGAUGAAACCUUUAUUAGUUUUUAAGAAAAUAAAAACAAAUUGGUAUUUAUAAUUUUAUAAUUUAGUCAAAUUUAUUUUUACAGUGUCACUGGUGAGACAAUAACGAUAUUUAAGUACUCGGUACUUCAUUCUAAAUUCAAAUAAAAUUAUUCAAAAUAUUUAUAUAACAUCACUUAUUGAUAGUCAAAAACUACCACCCAUUCGAAAAGUAGGCUUCAGGUAGUUCUUGCAGGCUUCUUUUUUUUAUAUAAAAAUACGGUUACAGUGUAAUAAUAUCAUAUAGUAAAAUUGAUCAUGUCACCUCAGGGCGGCACACCGUUCCCAAUCUGUGGCAUUUUUAAUAAAGUUGUGUUAUAGUAACCUUUACCACACAAACGUUUUAUUUUGAAUUUCUUUUGAACAAUUUUUUUGAAUUUCGUAACACAUUUGUUUUGAAUAUCUUCUGGGAUAUUGUUGUGAAAUCAUUUAAAACAUUGCCCCACAAAAGAACUAGUAAUUCGACUUAGCCAAAUAAGUUUGUAUGUUCCUGAUUACAAUAUGGUUAUAACAGUUUCUAGCAAAUUCACUUAUGUACCUAUGUACAUACUUAACAUUGCCAAGAACAUAUUUAAUUUUUGAACAAAUUUCGUUAUAAAAAAAAAUUGUCGAUACAUCUCCGCUGAGGGUGCAACUCGUGUUAGUUAAGGGCAAGCACCGGCAGGUCUGUGUAUCCGCCCUCCCGCUUCCUACUGCCGCGCCCUGCGAUUAGCGUCUACUCUGUGCAUCCGCGUCGUGACCUUGCAAUGCGUAGGUACCUAAUUAAAUUCUUAACUCUCGGUUAAGUUUACUAAGUAUUUAGUUAAAAUAUCGAAUAUCAUUAAUAUCUCGACAGUCUAGCUGUAUAGGUUCAAUAAUGUAUCUGGUACAACUUGUACAUUUAAAGUAUAAUUAUUUCUACUAUUUUAUGGAAUAACACGCGGGUAAUCUAGUAGUAAAUGGUCACAGCUGCUAUAAGUUUUUUUUAAUAUGCUCAUAUUGUAUCGACCUAUGAAUAUAUUUUGCAAGGACAUAAGUGUCUUGAUAAUCUCAAAAACGCCCCUAAACCGAAUGGUGAGGAAUAUAUUAUUUGUGCACAGCUUGUGGCACGAUUCUGAAAGUUCCAUUAAUUUGGAGCAGGAAUUGAUAAUCGUAAAUAAAAUGUCAAUAUUUUUCUUUUGUUUUUUUGAAGUUUUUUUCGAAGACUGGGAAAUAAAUGUUUUUAUUAUGCUGUAAUUCACAUAGUGAAUGCACGCACAAAGGUUGGGUUUUGAAUUGUCUUUGCGUAAGAGUUAAUCUAAUAGUCGAUUUUUAAUAGAAUAACGUAAUUAUUUCGAAGUUGUCAACAGUUUCAAUAACAAAAAAAGAAGGUAUGUUAUUGAUUAUAUAUAUUUUAGGCUCCUUUGCACAGGUUGCCGGCUAGAUUGUGUGUACCACAACGGCGGCUAUUUCUGCCGUGAAACAGUAAUGUGUAAACAUUACUGUGUUUGGUCUGAACGGCGCCGUAGCUAGUGAUAUUUCUGGGCGAAUGAGACUUAACAUCUGAAGUCUCAAAGUGACGAGCGCAGUUGUAGUGACGCUCAGAAUUUUUGGGUUUCUCAAUAAUCUUGAGCGGCACUUGGACGUAUCAAUUACCAUAAGCUGAUCGUCCUGCUCGUCUCGUCCCUUAUUUUCACUUUAAAAAAUUAAUUUAAAUUUGACUGGCUAUUUUAAGUAGCGUAGACUAUGUAUGUAGCACGAAUAGGCUACUGUCAAAUAAUAAUGCAAAGUCUGUGCCAUAGUAUUUUGUUUUCAGUCUUAUUUUUGAUUGGCCAUUGAAAUGUUAUGUAUCUAUAUAAUAUGUAUAGUAUAUUCAAUUCAAAUUUGAUAAUAAUUAUGUAAAUAGAUAUAAUCAUAUAUUUUAUAUAUUUUGAGAUUAAAUUUCUAACAUUUAUAA
Molecule: messenger RNA, 6758 nt
Organism: Leptidea sinapis
Lineage: Eukaryota; Metazoa; Arthropoda; Insecta; Lepidoptera; Pieridae
Product: hypoxia-inducible factor 1-alpha-like
Exons: 12
Coding region: 16-2952 (978 amino acids)
Biological process (GO): cellular response to hypoxia; regulation of transcription by RNA polymerase II
Cellular component (GO): cytoplasm; nucleus; transcription regulator complex
Molecular function (GO): protein dimerization activity; RNA polymerase II transcription regulatory region sequence-specific DNA binding; DNA-binding transcription factor activity, RNA polymerase II-specific
Source: RefSeq, a predicted model, not a curated record